Manduca sexta (tobacco hornworm) is the source of this 1977-nucleotide messenger RNA. Its product is annotated as dynein intermediate chain 3, ciliary. Gene Ontology annotation, biological process: cilium movement; outer dynein arm assembly. Gene Ontology annotation, molecular function: dynein heavy chain binding; dynein light chain binding. The record is from RefSeq and is a predicted model, not a curated record. The transcript is spliced from 7 exons. Gene Ontology annotation, cellular component: outer dynein arm. Lineage: Eukaryota; Metazoa; Arthropoda; Insecta; Lepidoptera; Sphingidae. The coding region runs from base 68 to 1765 and encodes 565 amino acids.
UGUCAAUAAGGUCAGAGACGGCAUACAUAUUAUUAUAAAUAUUACCAACUCGAAAUAAAAAUAUAGUAUGGAUAUAUCAUAUUCGUACGCGAAGCUGCGAUGCAACUAUGGCCGGCAGCCGAUGUUCUGCGAGCGCGGACCGGAGAUGUGCGACACUAUCGCCACCAACAAGGCGGAGUUCAAGCACUUCAUCUUGCGGAACCCGGUGCAUCAACCUACUCAGCACACGCCCAUCUACUGGCACAACGAGAUCAACACUAUACGGGCAGAGUAUACCACGACAGGCGUGAACCACGCGGAAGGCGGAUGGCCCAAGGACGUGCCUGUGACCGACCCAGAGGCGACUCAGCGCUACCGACGUAAGAUAGAAAAGGACGACAACUACAUAAGCUGCGUCAUGUCAGGCGCUUCGGGCAUCGACCAUUACGUGUUGCAAAACAACGCAAUCGACAUGUACCGCACGUACUACGUAGAGAUGCCGAGCAUGCCGGACGUGGAGCGCAGCAGCUGCCGGCUGGUGAACGUGUACCGCGACCUGCCUUCGCGCCGUCCCAUCAGCUCCAUCUGCUGGCAGCCGGACGGUCAACGUUAUGCCGUUACCUACGUCAACGUGAAUUGGAACCGUGUACCGCGCGCCCCUAUCGAAUGUUACCUCUGGGACGUGGAGAAUGCGAACUACCCGGAGGUCACGAUUAAGGGGACGUGCCCCCUCCUCGACCUGCAGUUCAACCAGCGCAAUACCAAUGUGUUAGCUGGAGGACUUAUGAACGGCCAAGUUGGGACUUGGGACCGGCGUAAAGGUGGCCUACCCGUAGUCACGUGCCCCCCACACGUGGCUCACCGUGAGUUAGUUCGCAAGGUGCUGUUCAUUAACGCAAAGUCGGGCAAGGAGUUCUUCUCAACAGGCCCCGACGGCGCGGUCAAGUGGUGGGAUAUGCGCAACAUGAGCGAGCCCACUGACGAAAUGAUCAUGGACGCAGCGAAGUCGUCGUUCGACGUGCCGACUAUGGCGAAGGCGACCGGUGGCAGCGCGUUGGAGUUCGAACCGACCAUGCCGUCGCGCUUCCUCCUCGGCACCGAGAAUGGACUCGUGCUUUGCGGCAAUAGGAAGGGCAAGACGCCGCUGGAGAAGAUACCGCUCAAAUUUGAAGCACACCUAGGGCCGGUGUGGUCGGUGGAGCGCAACCCCAACUUCCUGAAGAACUUCCUGACGGUGGGCGACUGGAUGGUCCGCGUGUGGAGCGAAGACUGUCGCGAGUCUUCCAUCAUCAUGUCACCACCACACCGCCACAAGAUCACCGCUGCUGCUUGGAGUCCUACACGGAUGUCGUUGAUGGUGGUGAUGCAGUGGAACGGCGUGCUGGCCGUGUGGGACUUCCUGCGGCGGCAGUACGAGCCCGCGCUCACCAUGCAGGUCUGCGCGGAACCGCUGCUGGCGGUGCGCAUGCACGAAUCCGGCACGCUGGCCGCAUGCGGCAGCCGCAACGGCAACGUGUACAUGAUCGAGCUGUCUCCUAACCUCGCGUUCUCGGACAGAAGCGACAAGGGGAUCCUCACCGCCAUGUUCGAACGCGAAAGCAAGCGCGAGCGCAUCCUGGAGGCGCGCAUGCGCGAGAUCCGUUUGAAGCGGAUGCAGGCCGAAGAGCGCGGCGGUAGCCCCCGCGGUUCGACGGGCGAUGCCGGCCCUCCCAUAGGAGACCGCGACCUUGUGGAAGCCACCACCGCGUACAUGCAACAUGCUCGACGAGAGCUCGCUGCCAUGUGAACAGUGUACUUCCAUUUCUACAACUGCGAAGUCUUUUGAAGAGCGGCCAGGAUUGAGAGCACAAUCCGCGCAUGCACAUAGUCCUGCAGUUGAGGACAGCGACCUGGUCGAUGCCACCAGGGCGACAUGCAGCAGGCGCGUCAAGAACUCGUCGCAAUAAAAAGUUUACUGUUCGUGUUACAAAUACAACAUAUUACAUAAUUACGUCAUUA